This is a messenger RNA of Podarcis lilfordi (Lilford's wall lizard), 327 nucleotides long. The record is from the annotation of a GenBank genome assembly. Lineage: Eukaryota; Metazoa; Chordata; Lepidosauria; Squamata; Lacertidae.
AUGGAAGGGAGAGGUCUUCUUCAUUCACAAUACCAGCCAAUACCAGUGUUUAUCUGGUGUAAACAAGACUGCAGCUCCUUUGCCGCUUUCUGGACUGCCAGGCAGUGGAGUGGCAGGGGGGCAGCAGAGGAGGGGGAGGUGGAUGCUUCAGUCGAGAUCCCUGCGUUUCAGGGGGCUGGGUCCCUUGCAACUCUCCCUUCCUUAGGCUUAACAGCAAAACUAGCAGCUGACAGCAACAAACAUGCACACUUUCGAGUUUGCUUGGAGGGCAGCCUUUCCUUCCACUUCCCCUCUCCAGGAUUUCCAACUGCUCUCUCCCUCUUGUAA